AUGCGAUCGCUAUUGAUAUCGCCCUUGAUCGCUCUGUCGUUCGCCGCCUCUGUCUUCGCUGCUCCCCCGAUCAAGAACGAUGCGCCCGCUCUUCCUCCGUUAAACUUCGCCCGUGACGCCGCUCUGAAUGUAGCGAGAGAUGCGCCCGAUGCCCCAGCAUCACCUGCAAAGGAUCCCGAAGUCAAGGGCGAGACUAACAAAGAUCCCGUCACCGAUGGUGCAGACUCUGGCCCUAAGGGUACUGUCUUUAAUGGCGUCAACGUCCCUCCGAUCACCGAGCUCAGCGGUACUACCCUCGACCAGGACAUCUCGAAGGGCACGUGGCUAGUCGAGUUCUUUUCACCAUACUGCCAUCAUUGCAAAUCUUUUGCACCGACAUGGCAAACCCUCCAUGAAUUUUACUACACCUCCGACCCUCUGCCUUCCUCCAACAAGGAUUCGUCCGAUUCUCUCAACUCCUUCACCCGCUACUACGAUUUCAAGUUCGCUAAGCUCGACUGUGUCGCUUUUGGUUCUGCAUGCUCCGACAAGAGCAUCAACUCGUUCCCGACUGUUGUUCAAUUCAAGGAUGGUAAAGAGGUGGAGCGCAAGGUUGGUGCCUUGCCUAUGAAGGACGAGGUCAAGUGGAUCGAGAGCAUGCUCGAGACCAUCAAGCCUGGUUCCAGACANAAGGACGGCCCCAAGCUCCCAAAGGUUGGAGCCAGCUCUUCGCCAGACUUCAAGGGCGCCGCUGUUGUUGGUCCUGCUAAGGAAGCUGAUGCUAUCGCUGAAGCUACCAAGUCUACCACCUCCACUACCUCGACCAAGUCUCUGCUCAAGGCCACCAAAGUUGCAAAGGAGACUCCCAACCCUGCUGGAACCUCCGUCCCUCUGACUGCCGAAAGCUUCCAGCAAAGGGUCACGACCACCCACGACCCUUGGUUCAUCAAGUUCUACGCCCCUUGGUGUCACCACUGUCAAGCCAUGGCUCCUAGCUGGCACGCCAUGGCACGCGACAUGAAGGGUAAGUUGAACGUCGGCGAGGUCAACUGCGAGGUUGAGCGUCGCCUGUGUAAGGACGUCAAUGUCAAAGGCUACCCCACCUUGAUCUACUUCCAGGCUGGCGAGCGUAUCGAGUACGAAGGUCUUCGUGGCCUUGGUGACCUCAUUAGCUAUGCAAACAAGGCUGUCUCGGCUGGUGAUGGCGUUGUUGAUGUCGACGCUGCUGCAUUCGAAGCUCUUGAGCAGGACGAAGAGGUUAUUUUCCUAUACUUCUACGAUCAUGCGACCACUAGCGAGGACUUCCAAGCUCUUGAGCGAUUGCUGUUGAGUCUGAUUGGACAUGCCAAGCUUGUGAAGACCAAGGAUCCUGCUCUUGCUGCUAGAUACAAGAUCUCUACUUGGCCUCGUCUGAUCGUGUCUAGAGAUGGCAAACCGACUUACUACACUCCUCUUUCNCCCAGAGACAUGCGCGAUUUCCGCAAAGUUUUGGGAUGGAUGCAAGCCAACUGGCUGCCUAUUGUGCCUGAGCUGACAUCUUCGAACGCUCGUGAUAUCAUGGACCACAGACUCGUCGUGCUGGCCAUCUUGAGCCGUGAGCGUAAGGAAGACUUCAUCAUUGCAAGACGCGAGCUCAAGAGCGCCGCCUUGGAGUGGAUCGACAAGGAGAUUCAAGCUUUCCAGCUCGAAAGACAGGAGCUCCGCGAUGCCAAGCAACUGCGUAUUGAGGAGGCCGAGGACCGCAACGACCAGCGUGGGUUGCGGUCAGCCAAGCAAAUUCGAAUCGACAUGAAUGAGAUUGACCGAAAAGAGGUUGGUUUUGCUUGGGUCGAUGGUGUUUUCUGGGAGCGCUGGCUCAAGACGACGUUCGGCAUCGAUGUCAAGGACGGAGAGAAGGUCGUCAUCAACGACGAAGAUAACCAACGGUACUGGGAUCUUACAACAACUGGCAACCCCAUCGUGCCAUCUCGUGUGUCGAUCCUCGAGACAUUGCCCAAGGUUGUGGCAUCCCCACCAAAAAUCAGCGCCAAGCACAAGAACUCGUUCUUUGGGCACUUGAUCUGGACAGUGCGUAGUGGCAUGUCUGCACAUCCCCUCAUAACACUCGGGUUGGCGAUUGGCAUGCUUAUUGGAGCCAGCAUCUGGGGUAGAGGGCUGAUCAGGAGAGGAAAGGCUUUUGGUAACACGGGGUCUNNUUUCUUCACAGUGGGAAGCAACGAGAAGGAUGGGCUACUAGGUGGAGCUGCCACUGGAGGCAAGGUGGAUUGA
Aureobasidium vineae is the source of this 2247-nucleotide messenger RNA. The record is from the annotation of a GenBank genome assembly. Lineage: Eukaryota; Fungi; Ascomycota; Dothideomycetes; Dothideales; Saccotheciaceae.